This is a messenger RNA of Anoplophora glabripennis (Asian longhorned beetle), 8529 nucleotides long. RefSeq names its product CREB-binding protein (gene nej). The coding region runs from base 501 to 7712 and encodes 2403 amino acids. Gene Ontology annotation, molecular function: zinc ion binding; transcription coactivator activity; chromatin DNA binding. The transcript has 22 exons. NCBI's taxonomy places the organism in Eukaryota, Metazoa, Arthropoda, Insecta, Coleoptera, Cerambycidae. The record is from RefSeq and is a predicted model, not a curated record. Gene Ontology annotation, biological process: positive regulation of transcription by RNA polymerase II. Gene Ontology annotation, cellular component: histone acetyltransferase complex; nucleus; transcription regulator complex.
UUUGCCUGUUUGAGAUCGCGUAGAAUUUCGGAUGAAUUCCUUUGAUUGUAACGUUGCAUGUAAAUUAAAGAAGUCUUUUUUCGCCAAAGACAGUGUUAGAUAUUCAUACUGUGGUUAAAUUUCGCCUGUGAUUGUUAAAAAAGAGUGUAAAAGUGCGAAACUUGAAGUGAUUCAGUUUGAGAUCAUUGUGCGGUUCCGACGGAAGAUGGUGAGAGGCAGUCGCGAAAUAUAGUCGACCAGUCGGACUAGUCGAAGUUCAUAAUGGCCGAUGGUUGACUCUUGUUAGAUAAAUAUGUGCCUUGUGAGAUGCAUCGACUCUCGAACACUCGGUACAUCGACUGUUUGGCGCCGUUUCUUUUAUAUUUUUGCAUAUAAAUCAUGUGUUUUGUGCUCAAGUCGCGAUAAAUAGUGGAUUACAGUGCUGUUAGUUUGGUCAGCCGCAGCAUUGGGCCAGUGCUUCGGCUUUGGCUUGGUAAACAGCAGACUGCACCGAUUUUGCUAUGGCUGAUCAUCUCGUAGAUGGGCCGCCAAAUGCCAAAAGGCAAAAAUUGGACCCUUUUCAAGGGCCAUCGGACUCCACUGCUUUCAACUAUGGCUUGGGGUCCACACAGACGUCAAUGGGUGGUGGUGUUUCGAAUCCAAGGCACCAAUGGAACUAUAGCCAGCAAAAUGUGCUUUCAAAUAUGGACAUGUUUGAUUUGGAAAAUGACCUGCCCAACGAGCUUUUGGGGCCGAGCUCAUCUUGGGGUCUAUCUGACAACAUGGGCAAUACCAAACCACCUGCUCAGGGUCCGGGACCGGGUGGAUUGCCCAAUGGCAUCGAAAUUACGGACAGUAAUAACUUGAGGCAGAUGCAGCUCAACCACCUCCUUCAGCAACAGGGUAACAAGGGAUUAGUUGGAAAUGCACUUGCUUUGGCAGACGGUCAGUUGGGCAACAAGAGCCCUAACCUUCAGUCUCCUCCAAACGUAUCGGUGGCGAAAGGCGGUGUGGUAGAUCAAAUGAACCUGGGCAGUCUGCCGUCAAGCGUAUCGAACAAUUCAGGUCUUCAAUCCAUGGCCAACAACGGCGGUUCUCCCCAAGUUAUGAGUUCUAUUCAGGGUAUCAGUAAUAGCGCGGGCAACAUGAUAAUGACUAGCAGCAACAUAAGCACAAUGGGGGGCAUGGCGGGCGGCGGUCUGGUGGUCAGCAGCAGCGUGAACAAACCCCUGAACAACGCGAACAUGUUCACGCCUGGCCAUCCCCAGCAUCCUGGCAACCACAACGUGCCACAGGGCCUCCCCAACGGUCCGAUGAUAAACCGUGUGAACAUGCCCAUGAACCAGAGGGGUGCCGGUUCAAUACAUAUGGGACCACGACUGCAGGGGCCCCAGCUCUGUGGACCUCAAGGAAUGCCUGGGAAUACUCCCUACUCGUACCCUAAUCCGAACGCCAGACCGCAGGGGGUUCAAGUUGCUCCCCCAGGGGUAGUAACUCCCCAACCGAAGUUAAACAUGCCAAAUCAGUGCCCGAGGUUCGGAGCGCCGCAAUCCGGGCCUGGAGGUCCGACGGGCUGUGGCGGCGAGGGGGGUAUCGUUCAGACGCAGCCACCAGCGCCUUCUCCUGCACAGCCUCAGUCUGGCGUGCCCAGCGGAUCUCAAUCCGGGCCACAGCAGGCAACGCAAAACCAAGGGGCGCCUUCAGGCGCUCCCCCGGCACCCUCGACAGCAGACCCAGAGAAGCGCAAGCUAAUCCAGCAGCAACUUGUUCUCCUGCUGCAUGCGCAUAAGUGCCAACGGAGGGAGUCUCAAGCCAAUGGGGAGGUGUGGUCAUGCACGCUACCCCACUGCAAGACCAUGAAGAAUGUCCUCAAUCACAUGACGACCUGCAAUGCCGGCAAGAGCUGUUCCGUGGCGCAUUGCAGUUCGUCGAGGCAGAUCAUUAGCCACUGGAAGAACUGCAUCCGGACGGACUGUCCCGUCUGCCUACCGUUGAAGCAGGCGGACAAGAAUAGAAAUAAUCCAAAUGCAACCUCAAAUCCACCACCGAAUAAUCAAUCGCCCAACCCUUCAGCAACCGAUAUGCGGAGGGCAUAUGACGCCCUGGGCAUCCAGUGCCCCACCACGGCGACAGGUCCCACUCCCGCCGGCCUUAUUCCCAAUCCUGCUGCCCAACCGAGGCCCGGUAUCAGGCUACCAAUCAACGCGGCGCCCAACAUACCUAAUCUAGGUAACAGCAUGCAGGGCGUUCGUGUACUUGCGCCUCCUAUCUCGGCCGCCCCAAACGUCAGCCUGCCUCUAAGUAGCGACCCCACCUCCAACGCCAUACAAGCCCAGGGAGUCAACCAGACGGCGGCCAACCUGCAGCAAAGCGUCAACAGCGUCAUGUUUGGUUUGGCGAGUGGCGCCGAGGCCGCCAACCAGGGCUUGGUUAGUCAAUUACCGGGCGGCUUACAGCCAGGCCAGGUGACUGCUUCUCCAGUGACCGGCACCAAGGAGUGGCACCAGUCCGUCACACCCGACCUCAGGAAUCACCUUGUUCACAAAUUAGUGCAGGCAAUUUUCCCCACACCAGAUCCCCAGGCAUUGCUCGAUAAGAGAAUGCACAACCUAGUGGCGUACGCCAGGAAGGUGGAAGGGGAUAUGUACGAGAUGGCCAAUUCGAGGUCGGAGUACUAUCACCUGUUAGCGGAGAAGAUAUACAAGAUUCAGAAGGAAUUGGAAGAGAAGAGGCAGAAAAGGAAGGAGCAGCAGCUGCAGCAGCAACACACUCAGCAGCAGCCCAUCAGACAAGGUUUAGUGGCGAGGCCGCCUGGUUCCAUUCUACCCUGCCCGCCACAGCAACAGCCGGGUCAACCCCAAGCGGGACUAAGAAGUAACUCCCCCAGCAUACCAGGGCUCGGAGUACUCAAUCCCACCACCAACCGACUCAUCUUCCCUGUCCAACCACAACAACAACAACAACCUACCAUGCAACAAAACGUCCCGCAAUCCCAACCUCAACCAAACGUGGUCGGGCUACCAGGACCCAGCCCAACGACCUCCAACACGGGCCUGUCGCCAUUCGGCAACCCGCUGUCUCAAGGUAGCACCACCACCACCCCCACCAACCAAUUCCCUACCGCAAGCAACGGGCCCGUCAGUCUACCACAAGUAUCCCCCGCCGGUCAGAAUUCCCAACCCAAUCAGUUCAGUGACAUGCUGAAGACGAACAGGAUAUCGCCUUCUCCUUCCAGUUUCGUCCAGCAACAGUCCCAACAGCAGCCUCAGCCCGGUAUGCCGCAGGCCAACCAACAAGGCACCGCCCAGAAUGGCGCACCUCGAAUACCCAAUUCGACGGCGGAAUCCGUGACGACUCCGUUGCCGACCACGUCGGGGCCCAAGUCUGUUAGUUCUUCCAGGGGAGCGUCACCGGCUCCUGCCACACCUGUGCAGUCUUCUCCGGCAGCAGUCGCGGCAGCCAGUAUGGGUAAGGGCAUGAGCAGUGCAGAACGAGCAGCUCUUAACGCACCCAGGCAGUCAUCAUUAUCGUCCCAGAUGGCGGCUAUUGUAGCGGCUGACAGGGAGGAGGAUUCUCCCUCGCCGCCCUCGGGCGGCAACAAAGGCAAACUGGAGCAGAUGAAGAUGGAGACGGACAUUAAACAAGAAGACGGAGAAAUGAAUGACUUCCAGAGCGACGGCCAUGGCGGCAAGGGCAUCAAGAACGAGAUUAAGACAGAGAUAAAGACGGAGAUUACAUCGGAACCCAUGGAAGAGGGAGGUGCCUCCAUUAAGGAGGAACCGGGCUUGAUUAAGGAGGAACCGAACGCUUCUGAUGGCUCCGGGGACAUUAAACCUCAAAUAACGGACGGUGCCAGUGCUGCCGGACCCGGGGGAGAGAGGAAACACAAGAUAUUCAAGCCUGAUGAGCUGCGUCAGAAGCUCAUGCCCACCUUAGAGAAACUAUUCAGGCAAGACCCGGAAAGCAUACCCUUUAGGCAGCCCGUCGAUCCCCAAAGCCUGGGCAUCCCCGAUUACUUUGAUAUCGUGAAGAGGCCGAUGGACCUGUCAACGAUAAAGCGGAAACUGGACAUCGGCCAGUACGCAGACCCCUGGGAGUACGUGGAUGACGUGUGGUUGAUGUUUGACAAUGCUUGGUUAUACAACAGGAAGACCAGCAGGGUGUACAGGUAUUGCACUAAGUUGUCGGAGGUUUUCGAGCAGGAGAUCGAUCCUGUGAUGCAAUCGAUGGGUUACUGCUGUGGCAGGAAGUAUACCUUCAAUCCUCAGGUGCUGUGCUGCUACGGGAAGCAGCUAUGUACCAUUCCCAGGGAUGCCAAGUACUACAGCUACCAGAACAGUCUAAAGGCGUAUGGGCUCGGCUCCGACAGAUACACCUUCUGCCAGAAGUGCUUUAACGAUAUACAAGGGGACACCGUCACGCUGGGUGAUGAUCCGACCCAGGCACAAACUGCAAUAAAGAAAGACCAGUUCAAAGAAAUGAAGAACGAUCACUUAGAGAUGGAGGCCUUCGUCCAUUGCACAGACUGCGGUAGGAAGCUCCACCAGAUCUGCGUGCUGCAUAUCGAGGCGAUAUGGCCCCAAGGUUUCACCUGCGACGAGUGCCUCAAGCUCAAGGGACAAAAACGGAAAGACAACAAGUUCAAUGCGAAACGCUUGCCCGUCACCAACCUCGGCAUCUACAUCGAGAACCGCGUCAACAUCUUCCUUAAAAAGAAAGAGGCUGGGGCAGGCGAAGUGUCGAUCAGGGUAGUGUCUAGCUCGGAGAAGGUCGUUGAGGUAAAACCGGGCAUGCGCGGCAAAUUCGUAGAGACCGGCGAGCUGGCAGGCGAGUUUCCUUACCGUGCAAAGGCUCUAUUUGCUUUCGAGGAGAUUGACGGUGUGGACGUUUGUUUUUUCGGUAUGCAUGUCCAAGAAUACGGAUCGGAGUGUCCUCCUCCCAACACGAGGCGCGUCUAUAUAGCAUACUUAGACUCAGUGCAUUUUUUCAAGCCGAGACAGUUCAGGACUGCCGUUUAUCAUGAGAUAUUGUUGGGUUACAUGGACUAUGUGAAACAGUUGGGGUACACGAUGGCCCACAUAUGGGCGUGCCCCCCCUCGGAGGGCGACGACUAUAUAUUCCAUUGCCAUCCAGUGGACCAAAAGAUACCGAAACCUAAGAGAUUGCAAGACUGGUAUAAGAAGAUGUUAGAUAAGGGCAUCAUCGAGAGGAUAGUACUAGAUUAUAAGGAUAUUCUUAAACAAGCAAUGGAGGACAACUUAAGGUCAGCCGCGGAUCUUCCUUAUUUUGAGGGAGACUUUUGGCCAAACGUUUUAGAAGAAAGUAUCAAGGAAUUAGAUCAGGAAGAAGAAGAGAAGCGGAAGCAAGCAGAAGCCGCAGAGGCUGCUAUAUUUUCUUCAAUGGAGGAGAGUGAAGUGGGUCCCGAUGGGAAGAAGAAGGGCCAGAAAAAAGCCAAGAAGAGCACCAAGUCAAAGGCGAAUCAGAGAAAAAACAGCAGCAAGAAGUCAAACACUCCUCAGACAGGUAAUGAUCUAUCGGCGAAGAUCUUCGCCACAAUGGAAAAGCAUAAGGAGGUGUUUUUCGUUAUCAGGUUGCAUUCUGUGCAGUCUGCCGCAAGCUUGAAGCCCAUUCACGAUCCAGACCCAUUCAUUAACUGUGAUCUCAUGGAUGGACGAGAUGCGUUCCUCACAUUGGCUCGUGAGAAACAUUACGAGUUUUCUUCGUUACGUCGUGCCAAGUACAGCACCAUGUCCCUGUUAUAUGAGCUGCAUAACCAAGGCCAGGACAAGUUCGUCUACACCUGCAAUAGCUGCAAAAAGCAUGUUGAGACUCGCUACCACUGCACCUUCUGUGAGGACUUUGACCUGUGCGUGCAGUGCUACGAGAAGGAAGGCCACCCGCACAAGAUGGAGAAGCUCGGUCUGGACUUGGACGAUGGCAGCUCGCCUAGCGAGAGCAAAGCCAAUCCAGGAGAAGCGAGGAAAUUAUCGAUACAGAGGUGCAUCCAGUCCUUGGUGCACGCGUGUCAGUGCCGAGAUGCCAACUGCCGCCUGCCCAGCUGCCAGAAGAUGAAGCGUGUGGUGCAGCACACGAAGGUGUGCAAGCGCAAAACCAACGGCGGCUGCCCCAUCUGCAAGCAGCUCAUAGCGUUAUGCUGCUACCAUGCCAAACACUGCCAGGAGACCAAGUGCCCCGUGCCCUUCUGCUCCAAUAUCAAACACAAGCUGAAGCAGCAACAGUUGCAGCAGAGGUUGCAGCAGGCGCAGUUGUUGAGAAGGAGGAUGGCUGUCAUGACGAGGACGGCGCCCACGGCCAACGCCCUACCGGGCACCAACAACGUGCCGAUGAGCGGAACGGGAGUGCAACCUGUGGUGCCGGGCGCUGUCAGUCCCGCCAAUCCCAUGACCACAGGCCUACCCAAUCCAGCUAUGGGAAUACAGUCGCCGCACCAGCCGGGUAUCGGGUUGAAACCCGGCACCCAGACACCACCAGCCAAUGUCCUCCAAGUAGUGAAGCAGGUACAGGAAGAGGCGGCGAGACAGCAAGCGCCCCACGUUGGUUAUGGAAAAGUCAAUCCCAACCAAGUGCCUGGUCAGAACAUGCCACCACCCCAGAUAAGAACCAUCGGUCAUUUGGGGGCUGGGCAAGGCGGCAAUCUUCUGCCGAUGGAACAGUGGCAGCAGAGGUACCCCGGUGGCGUGGCGCCAGGCAUCCGCCAGCAAGUGCCGCAGGUGCUGCCAUCGGGUCAGAUGGGCCAGCCCAUGCAGCCUAACCAGGCGGGUGUAAGGCCUGGCACCGCCCCCAUCAAUACUCCUGGCAACAUGAUGCAGAAGCAGGCAUUGCAGCAGUUACUGCAGACGCUGCGGUCGCCCCAGUCCUCCGAACAACAGCAGCAGAUCCUGUCGAUACUCAAGACUAACCCGCAACUCAUGGCCGCCUUCAUCAAGCAGAGACAGCAAGCACAGCAGAUGCAACAGGCAGGAGGGGGUACUCCGCCGCAACAGCAGCUGCAGCAUAUCCUCAACACACAGCAGCAGAACCCGGCAGCUCAACAGCACCCCGCCGCCCGUAUGCAGAUCCCCGGCAGUAUGAUGAACCAGCCCAACCAAGGUCCGGGGCCUGGUCAACCCAUGACGCAACAGCAGCAGUGGUAUAAGCACCAGCAGCUGAUCGCCAUGCAGCGUCAACAGCAGGCGCAGCAACAACAGCAAGCCGCCCAGCAGCAGCAGCAGCAGCAGGGGGGCUUUCAGCAGCCGGGUGCCUGUCCUUCGUACCAGCAGAGGCUGCCUGCCAUCCGGCAGCCGCACAUGGGUUAUAACAACUCGUUCGCUGAUCAGCAGUACCCGCCCAUGCAGGGUUUGAAACCGACGCCGCCACCCGUACCCUCGCCUCAGGGAGUAAUGGGACCACCCCAGGGCCAGGGCAUAUCGGUACAACAGCAGCAGCAGCUGAUGCAGAGCGUGAGGAGUCCACCGCCUAUCAGAAGCCCACAGCCCAGCCCAUCCUCCAGGACAGCACCGAGCCCGCGCAACCAGGCCGUGCCGAGUCCUCGCGGGCCCCAACCCUCACCCCACGAUCUCGCCACCUCGGAGAUGCUCCUGAGUCAGAAUCACUCGAAUGCGCUGCACCCGCACGCCUCCCCCGCCGGGGCGCCCAAUCAAGACGCCUCGGGUAACGACGUCACCCCCAUGACACCCCAAGACCAGCUCAGCAAGUUCGUAGAGCAGCUCUAGUGGUGCCGUGCGCUGCUCGCCAGCCGCCUCGGCUCGGACUGAUCGCGCGACGUCGUCAAUAGACACUCGGACUCGUGACACAUGUAAAUAUUAGUGUAGCAUAUUUUGAAUAUUAUUAUUAUAGAAGCGGACUCUGUAAAAUGUAUUGAUUGAUUAAUUUUAAAAAAAUGUACAUAUGUUUGAUAGCGCCUCUGUACCAUAUUAUAUAUAUACAUAUUAUAUAUAAAUAUUAUAUAUAAUUUUUAGUGAAUUAUACUUGAGAGUGAAGUAAGUAAUCAAGAUGCCCAAAAGUAUUUAUGGCUUCGCGAGGCUGUGUUUAGAUUAACAACGGAUCGUCGUUACCCGCGGGUCGACUCGCUCCCCUCUGGCACGGCUGCGCUACUGUUGCUCGUUUGUUUUUUUUACGCCCGCGCGCAUACACGCACUGUAUCAUUAUAUCAGAGUAAUCGUGCGACGACUCUUUCUACGAAUCGUGGUGAUGCUGUGUACAAAGUUAGCAGUAAAUUAAAAAAAUUUUUACCGAGAGACUGUUUUUAGUGUCGCGUCGUCGGUAGCUAUUGUGAUGGCGGCCGUAGGGGCCCCUCUUUGUUUUUAUAUUAUAAUAUAUUUAUAAUUUAUAUAUCGUCUUCUUGUUUUUUCAUGUGUUUUUUACAUUCCACGAAGUGUGGGGUGCGGUGCUGGCGCAAACGACAAUCUUGACCCACGCCAGUGCAAUAACUUAUACAACAUCCCUCCUAAUUUAUUACUGAACAUACAUCAAGUAGAUUAAUUAGUGUUAAGGAUUAUAUAAAAGAGAAAUAAACAAUAUUUGAAAAAA